This is a messenger RNA of Rhizophagus irregularis DAOM 181602=DAOM 197198, 771 nucleotides long. RefSeq lists its product as uncharacterized. The record is from RefSeq and is a predicted model, not a curated record. NCBI's taxonomy places the organism in Eukaryota, Fungi, Glomeromycota, Glomeromycetes, Glomerales, Glomeraceae.
AUGUCAGUUAUUACCUUAGAAAGCGCUAUUGGUGUCAAAAUGAUUAUUGACAAAAAAGAAUGGCGACUACCUAAGCCUGUUAGUAACCGUCCUGGAUAUGAUAUGGAAUAUUAUAGAGUAUAUCUCGGGAAUUACUUUGGUAACAUGAAUAUCAAAAAAUUCCUUGAUAAUGAAAAACUCUAUGACAGCCUAUUAAUAAUGAGAAAAGAGGAGUCUCCAAUACAGUGGGAAUUACGAGUUAAAACUACCCUUCAAUCUUUAUUGUCCCAAAAAGAAUAUAGCAUAUACCAUACCUUCUGCUUGUUUGCAGGAUAUGGUGAAGUUGAGUUUGAUAAAUCAUAUCAUGAAUACUAUCGUUCCAAAAUUCACAAAAAUAAUUUGGCAAUCUGCUUUCGUUGCUGGAAACCAUUUCAAGUUAAUGAAAUAAAGCCAACCAAAUCAUACCACCAUGUAUGGCAUAAAUUUAUUGAAUUGAUUGAAGUUAAGGAUAUGAUGCAGAGACAUUGGGACCAAGAAUGUUCCGAUCCUUUAAGUGAUCUUGGACGUGCAAGGGUUAAGCAACAAGCUUUUGAUAAAUUUAAGGAAAAUGAUCCGAUAGGUGUUUACUGUAAUAAACUACGACCUUCUCUUAAUAAGUACCAGGAUUCUGUAAGGGAUGAGCCACACUCGUCAACUCCAAACAUACUAUUUAUCUCGUCUCGGUAUGCAAAACAGCCAAAAGGCACUGCGUUGAGAUUGAGGGAUGGAACAGUAAUCAUGAUAUCUAACUAA